AGGAGCAGGUCGCCGGGGCGCCCCCAGCUCCGCGCCCUCGGAUUAGCUGCAGCUCACACCCCGGGAUUUGAAGCUGGACCCCGCGUGGGACCGCCCCAUCUCCGGCCUCUGACAGAGCGGCGGCCCCGCGGCCAAGAUGCUCGCGAAAGGUCACUAUGUGAACUUGUUCCUGGUGCUUUGUGGUCUGGAGCUGCAGGUGGGCAUCUGUUGCCCAGUGGACUGUGUGUGCUACCCGGCGCCCAUGACGGUCAGCUGCCAGGCUCACAACUUUGCCACCAUCCCCGAGGGCAUCCCCGAGGACAGCGAGCGCAUCUUCCUGCAGAAUAACCAGAUCGGCUUCCUUCUCCCGGGCCACUUCAGCCCCUCCAUGGUCACCCUCUGGAUCUAUUCCAACAACAUCACCUUCAUCGACCCCGACACCUUCAAAGGCUUCGUGCACUUGGAGGAACUGGACCUGGGGGACAACCGCCACCUGCGGACCUUGGCCCCAGAGACCUUCCAGGGCCUGGCCAGACUGCAUGCCCUCUACCUGUACAAGUGCGGGCUCAGCUCCCUUCCAGCCGGCAUCUUCGGCGGGCUCCACAACCUCCAGUAUCUCUACCUACAGGACAAUCACAUUGAGUUUCUCCAGGAUGACGUGUUCGUGGACCUUGUCAACCUCAGUCACUUGUUCCUCCAUGGCAAUAAACUCUGGAAACUCACCCAGAACACCUUCCGGGGACUGGUCAACCUGGACCGUCUGCUCCUUCAUGAGAACCAACUGCAGCUGGUGCAACAUCGGGCCUUCCACGACCUGCAGAGACUCACCACCCUCUUCCUUUUCAAUAACAGUCUCUCCGAGCUGCAGGGGGACUGCCUCACCUACCUGGGGGCCCUGGAGUUUCUCCGGCUCAACGGCAACCCCUGGGACUGUGGCUGCCGGUCCCGGUCCCUGUGGGAAUGGCUGCGAAGGUUCCGGGGCUCCAGCUCCAGCGUGCCCUGCGCUUCCCCCGAGACGAUGCAGGGCCGGGACCUGAAGCUGCUCCAAGCCCAGGACUUCAGGAACUGUACCGGGGCUGAGUCUCUGCACCAGCUCAAAUCUCACACCCUUACCACCACCGACCGGGCGGCCCGCAAGGAGCACCACCCUCCCCACGGCGGUCCCAAGGAGAAGGGCUCCCAGAACAGCCUCCACAGCCACCAGCCCGGCUCUCGCCUAGGCUCCAGGAAGCCCGGAAAGAACUGUACCAACUAUAGGAAUCGGAACCAGAUCUCCAAACCGGGGACUGGUGGGGCCCGGAAAAAUGGCCACGAGAUCCAGGACUAUGUGCCCGACUAUCACCACAAGUUCAGCUUUGACAUGAUGCCCACGGCACGUCCCAAAAAGAAGGGCAAGUGCGCCCGGAGGACCCCCAUCCUCUCUCCCAGUGGGGUGCAGCAGGCCUCCAGGGGCAGUGCUCUCAGGGCCUCCCUCCUGGCGUGGAUCCUGGUGCUGGCGGUCACCCUCCGCUGAUAGCUUGGGAGAGCAGUUGGCGCAGGGCACUGCCACCUAUCUACAAAGGAACAGAAUUUCUUUUUUCUUUUUUUCUACAUGGAGGAUUUGCUGGUCCCAGGGAAAGGAUGGCGGAGGCUUUGGCCGGUCUCUGCCCAUGGCCUGGUGGAUUAUCAAGCCCAAACUGUACAGCACCCGCCGGUGGAAGGGGAUUAGAGGCAUUAUCAACCCAGCUGUCACCAAUGGUCCUGUCUGAGCACCCACUGAAACUGCCAACCCAAGUGAGGAGAUAAAAACAAAAUUAAAAAAAAAAAAAAGGACACAAGCUAAUCCUUCAUUAGCAAAAACUGGACAAACACAGACAGGAGCUGUGUUCUCUACAAAAUCCUGUUCAUUUUAAAGGGGUUUGAAAGACCCCCGUUUCUGGGAUGUUGCAAGACAGCUCUAAGAGAAAUGAGGAUCCUCACGGACACAGCUGAAGACCCUCAAACGUAUGAUCUUUGGACCCCCUUCGGUUCCCCAGGCUCUGGCCUCUCACAUUCCUAUGUCUCAGGCAAUGCUGGCCUAUUAAGCGCUUGAUUGCUGGGCUCCUGAGGAGCCACCAACCAAAGGAAAGAUUGUGAGAGGCCGGAAUUUAGAACUUCCCUGGGAGAAAGGAGGCUCUUGAAGAAGGUGGGGCUUCCUAACUGUUCACUUAUAUAUAUAUACUCUCUCUCUUUCUAUAUAUAUAAAUGCACAGGUCUUCCCCCUUCAUUUAUCAAACUGUACAUCUUAUAUCCUGUUUAUAAACUAUAUGGAAAUGAUGAUACCUGCUGAAAAUAAGGACUGUAUUGGUGAAUUUUUAGUGGGGGGGGGAAGUUCAAUAAUUUUUUUUUUGGUCUAGA
Dromiciops gliroides (monito del monte) is the source of this 2355-nucleotide messenger RNA. RefSeq names its product reticulon 4 receptor like 1 (gene RTN4RL1). The transcript has 2 exons. Gene Ontology annotation, cellular component: plasma membrane. The record is from RefSeq and is a predicted model, not a curated record. Bases 137 to 1492 code for a protein of 451 amino acids. Lineage: Eukaryota; Metazoa; Chordata; Mammalia; Microbiotheria; Microbiotheriidae. Gene Ontology annotation, molecular function: protein binding.